Messenger RNA from Zingiber officinale, 1654 nucleotides. RefSeq lists its product as uncharacterized. The transcript is spliced from 8 exons. Gene Ontology annotation, molecular function: protein-disulfide reductase activity. The coding region runs from base 43 to 675 and encodes 210 amino acids. Lineage: Eukaryota; Viridiplantae; Streptophyta; Magnoliopsida; Zingiberales; Zingiberaceae. The record is from RefSeq and is a predicted model, not a curated record.
CUCCAGAAAUUUCUCCGCCCGAGCGAUUCGCGACGAAUCGUCAUGGCUUCUCGUGCCGCGCUUGCUCGCUCUGCUUUCCGGGCUCCGAUUUCUUCAUCUCCUUCCGUCUCCUUCUCCCCGUUGCGAAGAACCACGAUCUCUCCUUUCCCUUCGAAUCGAGUUUUCAGAUUUCGGGUUCAUUCCGAGGCCAAGUUGGAAUCCACUACUCAAGUAAAGGAGGAUCAGAGUGAUGGAACAUCAAACGCAUGGAAGAUCAAAAUGCUUUACGAUGGAGAUUGUCCUCUUUGUAUGCGCGAGGUAAACUUUCUAAGAGAAAGGAACAAGUCAUAUGGUGCUAUCAAAUUUGUUGACAUAAGCUCCAAAGAUUACUCCCCUCAGGAGAACCAGGGUCUCGAUUACAAAACUGUGAUGGGAAGAAUCCAUGCAAUUCAAUCUGAUGGCAUGGUGGUUACAGAUGUUGAAGCAUUUCGAAGAUUGUAUGAGGAGGUUGGCCUAGGAUGGGUUUAUGCCAUUACAAAAUAUAAGCCAAUGGCUACUAUAGCAAAUGCAAUCUACAGUGUUUGGGCAAAGUACCGUCUGGAAAUUACAGGGCGUCCUCCAUUGGAAGACAUUAUGGAAUUGAGGAGGAAAAAUGCAGGUGAAAUAUGCACUGAUGAUAAAGUAUGCAAGAUGUAGGCACCCUCCUCAAAUGGUGAAUCCUUCUGGUUCCCUGGUUAGAUACAUACAGUUAAAGUAUGGGUAAUAGUUCAAUUGGAGUCGUAUGAACAUAGUAAAUGAAUGUCACAAUUUAAUUAUAAAUAUUGUAAUAACUAUAUAUAUAUAUAUAGAGGUUCGAUAGGAUUCUUAGUCAUUUAAAAUUUUGAAUUAUAAUGUAUAAUUUAAGAUUAAAAAAUUGUUUUAUUAAAUUUGGAUAUCUAAUUUUCAAUAUAUCAUAUAUCAAUUUUUCUAUUUUUUUCUCUAAUAACAUUUAGUAAAUGAAAUUUAUUCUCUAAAUUUAUAAAAGUAUUGUUCAUAAUUACAUAAUUUAAGGAAUGGAUGGAUUAGCUGAUAUAAAAGUUUUUUAACUAUUUAUUUAAAAUUUAUGAUAAAAUCUUUAAAUAGGGUAAUUGAUGUAGAUAUUUUUAGCUCCUAAUAACUCUUACGUGUUGUUACGAAAGCUUAUAGUUGCCUUAGGGCUAUAAUGUAGUGGUUUUAAAUAUGGAUUUUAAAAUUUUCAAGGUCAGAGAUUUAGCUACGAUGGAUUAUACAGAAAUUUUUUUUUUAAUGGAUAGAGGAUUUGAAAAAAAUUGAUCGUUUGAAUAGAUAAUCACAAGUGCCUUCUCAUACCCAAUCGGAUAUUUUUAUGUGCCGGAAUGAUAAGGCUCAUUUCUACAUCCUGUCUAACCUUAAGAUAAUGAUUAGGAGGGUAUUUAAAUACAGUGUGGUGGAUUAAUUAUUAUUACUAUCUAUUUAUAUUUUUAAGCAGAAUAUUGGCUUAAUUUUCCUUAAGCCAAGUCACUUGGGCCGGUCCAGGGCGAGGCCCGGGAUCGGGCCAAUUGGAUUUCUAGAAUGAUCCUGUCUCUUCCAGGCUUCAUUAUCUCCGUCUCCAUCUCCUCGAUCACCUUUGGACUUCCAGUGAUAGGGUUUCUGCUGCUAUAAAUACGCACCCAGAAGA